Messenger RNA from Stegastes partitus (bicolor damselfish), 2127 nucleotides. RefSeq names its product cyclic nucleotide gated channel subunit alpha 4 (gene cnga4). Gene Ontology annotation, biological process: monoatomic cation transmembrane transport. The transcript is spliced from 7 exons. The record is from RefSeq and is a predicted model, not a curated record. NCBI's taxonomy places the organism in Eukaryota, Metazoa, Chordata, Actinopteri, Pomacentridae. Gene Ontology annotation, cellular component: plasma membrane; intracellular cyclic nucleotide activated cation channel complex. Gene Ontology annotation, molecular function: intracellularly cGMP-activated cation channel activity; protein-containing complex binding; intracellularly cAMP-activated cation channel activity. The annotation marks the transcript as partial.
AUGGAUAAAACAGGCGAAGUUAGUAUCAGAAGUAACCAGUGGCAGAGAGUGCUCCGGUGGCAUCUGGGGCAGAAAGCGAAUGAGGAAGGAGAAGAUGGUGUCAAGGAUGAAGGGAACACCUACCUGGGCCUGAAGCUCAAAGUUAACUGGAAGGAGUUGGUGGUUGAUCCGGCAGAACAGUUUUAUUAUGUGUGGCUGCAGGUCAUGAUACUGCCCAUUGUUUACAACUGGGUUAUUAUCAUUUUAAGGACAUGCUUCACUGCAAUUGCACUGAACUACCUUCCUGUGUGGCUCACGCUGGACUAUCUGUCAGACCUCAUGUAUAUCACUGAUAUGAUCAUCACGCUUCACACCGGUUACUUGGAUCAGGGCAUCCUGAUCAAGGACCUGACUCAAUUGAGGAAGCGCUACCUGCACUCGAAGCAUUUCCUUAGGGACCUGGCGUCGCUCCUGCCCACUGACUUCCUCUACUUUGCCUUUGGCAUUGAAACUCCUCUGGUGAGGAUCAACCGCCUUCUGAGACUGCCCCGACUCAAUGAGGCCUUGGAUCGCAUGGAGACGAGGACCUCCUACCCCAACACCUUUCGCAUCUCCAAGCUCAUGAUCUACAUCUUUGUGUUGAUCCACUGGAACGCCUGCCUCUACUUUGCUCUGUCCAACUACAUUGGCUUUGGAAGCGAUCGCUGGGUUUACCCCAAUGUCACCAACGCACAGUUUGCCUCCAUGCGGCGUCAGUACUUUUACUGCUUCUGGUUCUCUGCCCAGAUUUUCACCACGGUUGGAGACACCCCUCUGCCGAGUAGGGAAGAGGAGUAUCUGUUCAUGAUUGCGGACCUCCUCAUUGCUGUGCUGGUGUUUGCAUCAAUCGUUGGCAAUGUUGGCAAUGUCAUCACAAGCCUGAGGGAUCGUGAUAAUGUCUUCUUCCCCAACCAUGAGCUGGUGAAGGCCUACCUGCGCAGCCAUCACAUUAGCAAAGAGCUUCGUCAGCGCAUUGACAACUGGUACCAGCAUCUACACAUCAACAAGAAGAUCAUGCGAGAGAAUGAGAUUCUGCAGCAGCUGCCGGUUCACAUGAGGACAGAGAUCGCUGUCAGCGUUCAUCUUCCCACGCUCUCCAAAGUCACCAUCUUCCAAAGCUGUGAGAAGAGUCUGCUGGAGGAGCUGGUUCUUAAACUAACACCUCAGGUGUUCAGUCCAGGAGAGUACGUCUGCAGGAAGGGGGACGUGGGACAUGAGAUGUACAUCAUCAAAGAGGGCAAACUGGCAGUCGUGGCAGAUGAUGGGGUGACAGAAUUUGCUGUGCUGAGUGAAGGGAACUUCUUUGGGGAAAUUAGUAUACUUAACAUCAAAGGCAACAAGUCAGGCAACCGUCGCACUGCCAACAUCCGGAGCAUCGGCUACUCCGACCUGUUCAGCUUGUCCAAAGAAGACCUGACUGAUGUGCUGUCUGAGUUCCCUGCAGCCAAACGUCACCUGGAGGAGAAGGGCAGGCAGAUCCUCACCAAGAUGGGCAUGUUGGAGGAGAGCGGGGAGGCCGCAGAGGGGGAGGCAGAGAAAGUGGAAACCAAGAUAAAAAGGCUGGAGAGCAAUCUGGAAGUCCUGCAGACAAAACUGGCUCGACUUAUGGUGGAGUUUGAGUCGAGUAAUCGCAAGAUGCGGGCCAGAGUGGAGCAGCUGGAGCUGGAGGUCGCAGCGCUGGAGACUCAGCUGCCGGAAGACGGCGAUGAAGGAGAUGGAGCUCUGGGAAGAGAGGAGGGAGUGGGAGGGGAGGUGGAAUGGGAGAGGGAAGAGGCAGAGGGAGAGGAAGAAGAAGAGGAAGGUUUGAAUAUAAAGGUGAAAAAACAGGGACGGGGAGAAGAUGGAAACGAUGUGCCCAAAGAGGGAGACGGUGAGAGCACUAAAAGUACAAAGGAAGACGCCGAAAGGAUAGUGGAGAGAGAUAAAUCCGGGCUGAAGGGCACAGAUAAUUGGGAAAAGAAGAAAAAAGAUGAUGGAGAGACAAACAGAGAGAGAGGGGAUGACAGACCUGGGAAAGGAGAUGGAGCUGAGAUUGAACUUGAAAAUGGGAAGAAAGAAAAUAGUGAGAGUAGAGAAUCUGAGGAGAAGAGACAAGAGGAAGAAGACUCC